This is a messenger RNA of Grus americana (Whooping crane), 3784 nucleotides long. RefSeq names its product tight junction protein 3 (gene TJP3). Gene Ontology annotation, molecular function: cell adhesion molecule binding. The transcript has 21 exons. Lineage: Eukaryota; Metazoa; Chordata; Aves; Gruiformes; Gruidae. The record is from RefSeq and is a predicted model, not a curated record. Gene Ontology annotation, biological process: protein localization to cell-cell junction; establishment of endothelial intestinal barrier; cell-cell junction organization. Bases 112 to 3561 code for a protein of 1149 amino acids. Gene Ontology annotation, cellular component: bicellular tight junction; plasma membrane.
CCGGUCCGCGGGGGACAAACGUGUCCCCGACAGGGGCGGCCCCAGCCGGGAAACCAGCCCGGCAUUAACGCCCAGCCCGCGGCGCAGCCGGGGAAGGUGCCACCGGCCCUAAUGAUGCUGCUCGGUGGCGUUGCCGUCCCCCCGCCCGAGGUGCUCCCGGCCGAGGAGCUGCCGGUGGUGGCCCCGGAGCGGCUGGGGAGACUGCGGCUGGGUCUGGGGAGCGGCGGCCGCCUGGCUGGGAGCUGCCCCGUCCUCCCCUCGGGGCUGGCGGGGGCCGUCGGCGAGAAGGAGCCACUUGAUGCGGAUCUGAGGAGCGGAGGGGAAAGCGACGGCUCCAUGGCUCCUGCUCCGGGGUGGCGGCUGGUGACCGGGGGGUUCAGGAGGAACUGGUCCCCCCGCAACGCCCCGCCGCAGGGCUGUGACCUCCUGCAGCACCAGUAUCGACCCCGGCUGGAAGCAGCAGCCUGGACGGAGAGCCGAGGCGUGGAGCUGAUUUCUGUCACUGCAGGAAAGCGGCCCCACGGAAAGAGGAAUGACGUGGGGCUGGUCGCCAGGCAGCGUCUGGCCCACAAAGGGUUACGCAAGGCACCCUGGAGUGACACCACUGCCACCAGCCCGGGAGCUCAGCUCCUUCCUGGUCAGAUCCGAGGCUCGCCCAAAGUGGGAUUGAGGAAGGGGCCAGAGCCUGCAAAGAGGAGCCGGAGUCGGUCCGUGCCCCCGGCCGCCGGGCAGGGGCUGCCACACCAGCCAGCCACCACAGUUGCUCUCCCUCGCUUGCGCUGGCGGGUGGCCACCAUGGAGGAGAUGGUGAUCUGGGAGCAGCACACGGUGACGCUGAGCAAGGACCCUCAACGGGGCUUUGGCUUUGCUGUCUCCGGAGGCCGGGACCGUCCCAACAAGAUGACCGGGGACACGGCCGUGAUCGUUUCGGAUGUGGUGUCUGGGGGACCAGCAGCGGGCCGGCUCCAGAGGAAGGAUCACAUCGUGAUGGUGAAUGGCCUUUCCAUGGAGAAUGUCUCGUCCUCCUUUGCCAUCCAGACACUUAAAACCUGCGGCAAGAUCGCCAACAUUACACUGAAAAGACCAAAGAAAGUCCACCUCCCUGCGACCAAGAGCAGCCCCGGGUCCCCCACUGUGCCCCGACGCUAUGACUCAGACGAGGACUACAGGCCACACGGUGUGGAUCCAGCCCUGCACCGCUCCCGGGAUGACUUGGACCACAGCCAGGGCUACGAUGGGGACUCAUCCAGCGAGAGGAGCUCUGGCCACCACCGGGAUGACCGCCACCACCACAAGCCAGUGUCCCGGAGCCGGAGGCGAAGCCAGGACAGCAGCCACUGGAGGCAGAGCCCUGGCAGCGGCUCAGAUCAGAGGGGCUACAGCCGGCACCGCUCCGCCAACAGGUUUGGCCAUGAAAGGGACACCAAUGGGCUGGCCCUGGUGUCAGGCUUCAAGCGGCUGCCGCGCCGGGAUGAUGUGCCAAUGAAGCCCAUCACGUCAGUCCUCGUGAAGCAGAAGCAGAACGAAGAGUACGGCCUGAAGCUGGGGAGUCAGCUCUUCAUCAAGCACAUAGUGGAGAGCGGGCUGGCGGCGAAGGGCAGCUCCUUGCAGGAGGGAGACCUCAUCCUGAAGAUCAACGGGGUGGCCAGCGAGGACAUGUCCCUGGCUGACACCCAGCAGCUCAUCGAGCAGACAGAGGGGACCCUGACCCUGCUCAUCCUCCGGGACCACCGGCAGUUCCUGGUCAACAUCGCCGACAUAGAAGACAGCCAGAGCAACAGCUCUCGCAUGGAUGAUAUCUCUGACAUCGACUCUGAACUGUCCCAUCCGCCAUCCCCUGAGACGUCCCCACGACCUCCGGCUGCUGCCAGGAUGAGUUCACCACCGGAGAGGAGACGAUCCAAUGGGGACCCCACGGCCAACGCGAUUGUGGACGAUGCUCGUGGCCCUGACCUGUUGGAAGCCGUGGAGGGGGAUGGCUGCCAUGGCCCCCACGCCAGCCCCACUGCCCGAGCUGCCCACAAGGAUGGGUACAGUGCUGACUCCAGGGUUGUGCACUUUGUGAAGGCCAAGAGCGUCGGGCUGCAGCUGGCUGGCGGGAAUGAUGUGGGGAUCUUCGUGUCAAGCGUGCAGGAGGGGAGCCCGGCCGACAGCCAGGGUGUCCGGGAAGGGGACCAGAUCCUGCAGGUGAAUGACACCAGUUUCCAGAACCUGACCCGCGAGGAGGCUGUGGAAUAUCUCAUGAGCCUGCCGCCGGGUGAGGACAUCACACUGUGGACCCAGAGCAAGCAGGACAUUUACAGGAAGAUGAUCUCGUCCAACGUGGGUGACUCAUUCUACAUCCGGACGCACUUUGACUUUGAGAAGGACACACCGUCAGGGCUCAGCUUCGUCCGCGGGGAUGUCUUCCACGUGCUGGACACCAUGUACCGGGGCAGGCUGGGGAGCUGGCUGGCUGUGCGCAUGGGCAGGGACCUGCAGGAGCAGGACAAGGGCAUCAUCCCCAACCGGAGGAGGGCCGAACAGAUUGCCAGCCUGGAGUCAGUGCUGAAAGUCACAUCUGGUGCCAACACUUCUGGGGCACGGGCGGAGUUUUGGAAGCUGCGGGGCCUGCGGGGAGCCAAGAAGAUGCUGCGGAAGAGCCGGGAGGACCUCUCUGCCCUCACAAAGCAGGGCCACUACCCGCCGUAUGAGAGGGUGGUCCUGAAGGAAGCCAGCUUCAAGCGGCCAGUGGUGAUCCUGGGCCCCAUCGCAGACGUCGCCAUGCAGAAGCUGAGCACGGAGAUGCCUGAGCUGUUUGAGAUUGCCCUGAGCGUGCCCCGAGAUGGGGCGUCGUCCAAGGUCAUCAAGUUGGACUCGGUGCGGCAGAUCGCAGAAAAGGACAAGCACGCCCUGUUGGACAUCACGCCCUCGGCCGUGGAGCGCCUCAACUACGUGCAGUACUACCCCGUGGUGGUGUUUUGUGAGCCUGAGAGCCGACAGGGCAUCAAGGCCAUGCGCCAGUGGCUGGUGCCCGACUCCAGGAAGAGCUCCCGGCGCCUCUAUGCCCAGGCCAACAAGAUGAAGAAGCACUGCAGCCACCUCUUCACCGCCACCGUCAGCCUCAGCGGCAGCAGCAAUACCUGGUACGAGGCGAUCAAGGACAUCAUCAGGGUGCAGCAGAGCCAGCCUGUUUGGACAUCGGCGGAGCAGGCAGAUGUGGCACUGGAGGACAGUCUGGAUCUGCUGAACCCACCGAGCACAGCGGCCUCGGGCUACCUGACCUGCGACAGUCACGCCAACAGUGACUACGAUGACACGGACGGCGAGGCAGGCGCCUACACCGAUGGCGAGGCGGAGGAUGCCUAUGAGCAGCCCGGGCUGGCCCGUUCCUCCGAGCCAGCGCAGACGUCCCCAAACCAUGGCCUGAGCGAGCAGGCGACCAGGCAGCAGUGGCGGGGCCAGGACUACAACAGCAUCAGGGAAUACGAGCACGAUGCCGUGCGGAAGAGAUUCACACGGGCCAGGGAUGACUCGGAUGAGGAUGAAGGCUACGAGUGGGGCCCAGCCACAGAUGUGUAGCGACAUUGCUGGCCUCUGUCCCGCUGGGCAGCCGGGCCCCUUGGCCAGCCCUACCGCAGCCCCACGCCACCGGGUCCACGUGACGGUCCAGGUAGCGCCACGCCACGCAACACGCUGUGGCCAGGCUGAGCCUAAUCCUGCUCACCCAGCACCACGGAGUGCCUCCUUCCCCCUUUUGGCCAUGGCCUCUGCUGCAGGAAUAAAAGGGAUGCGUUCAUCAGGA